This is a messenger RNA of Lasiosphaeria miniovina, 429 nucleotides long. Its product is annotated as cytochrome c oxidase, subunit VIa. NCBI's taxonomy places the organism in Eukaryota, Fungi, Ascomycota, Sordariomycetes, Sordariales, Lasiosphaeriaceae. Gene Ontology annotation, molecular function: enzyme regulator activity. Gene Ontology annotation, biological process: mitochondrial electron transport, cytochrome c to oxygen. The transcript is spliced from 5 exons. Bases 1 to 429 code for a protein of 142 amino acids. Gene Ontology annotation, cellular component: mitochondrial inner membrane. The record is from RefSeq and is a predicted model, not a curated record.
AUGCUUUCGCACCGGCAGAUUUUGCGCGCUGCGCCUCGUCGAUUGGCCGCGCAGCAGCUCCGUGCGCCCACGCCCGCGGCCCAGCGUCGGCUGGCGAGCAGCAAUCUCGCCUCGUCGGCUGCUGCUGCUGGCGAGAACGCAUUCGUCGCCGAGCGUCGCCAUAUCAAGGAGCACGCCGCGUCGACCACCCAGCUGUGGCGCAAGAUCGCUAUCUACGGCGUCCCCAUCUGCCUCGUCCUCGGCGGCAUCAACGCCUACACGCUAUGGAACGAGCACUGGGAGCACUGGUCCCACAUGCCCCCGCUUGAGGAGCGUGUCGAGUAUCCCUACCAGAACAUCCGGACCAAGAAUUACACCUGGGGCGAUGGAGACAAGACUUUGUUCUGGAACCCGUCGGUCAACUACCACAACCACGACAAGACCAAGUAA